This is a messenger RNA of Zasmidium cellare ATCC 36951, 1623 nucleotides long. RefSeq lists its product as uncharacterized. Gene Ontology annotation, biological process: transmembrane transport. Gene Ontology annotation, molecular function: transmembrane transporter activity. The transcript is spliced from 7 exons. Lineage: Eukaryota; Fungi; Ascomycota; Dothideomycetes; Mycosphaerellales; Mycosphaerellaceae. The record is from RefSeq and is a predicted model, not a curated record. Bases 1 to 1623 code for a protein of 540 amino acids.
AUGCUACAAUAUGGACUGGUGAUUGCGCAGGUCAGGCAAUACAGGGCUAUCGCUCAGGGCAUUGAGCAGAAUCACAACAUCUCGACUGCAGCACCAGCUUCAAACUGCGAGGUCCCAGAACCAGCCUCAGACAUCGAGAAGGGGAGCGCCAAAUCAAGAGAGGAAGACGAAGGACAAGGACAAGGACAAGACCACACCGAACCUCUUCCUCUGUCCUGGACACCCAACGAUCCUCACAAUCCUCAGAAUUGGUCAUACACCCGCAAAUGGAUGUACACAUUCAUAGUGUGCAUGACCAACUUCAUCACUUCUGGAGCAGCCUCCUUCGACACCGAAGUCGUGCCCCAAGCAAUGCAGACCUACAACCUCCACGGAACAUCCGGCGAACAAGUGGCUCUGCUGGCGACGACGCUGUAUAUGGUGAUGUUCGGAUUGGGGACACCCAUUGCGGCGCCGUUGAGUGAGACGUUUGGACGUAGAAAUCCAGUCUACAUUUUCUCGCUCGUGGGGAUGGCCUGCUUCUCGCUCGGCAGUGCUGCCGCUCCAAAUGCACAGACGUGGAUCGUCUGUCGAGCAUUCAUGGGGUUUUUCGGUAGUCCUCCGGCGGUUACAUUCGGGGGGACGUCUGCCGACAUGUGGUCUCCAAAAGAGCGAACGUACAUCUUCCCGGUGCUGUCUUCCUUUGUCUUCCUCGGCCCAUUCAUUUCGCCCACAGUCGCCGACUUCAUUGCCACGAGCCCGUUGGUCGAUUGGCAUUGGACGAGCUGGUUGACGGCGAUCUUGGCAGGUGCUUUGGCGGUGACGAUUGCAGUGUUCGUGCCGGAGACGUGCAGUCCUGUUUUACUUGCCUAUCGAGCGCAAUGUGUCCGUCGAGGCAGUGGUCAGCAAAAGGGCUCUCCGGGGAGUGUGAAAACAUCAUCAUUGUUAACAAAACUCCGCAACUCAAUGCUCACUCCGUGGACUCUCCUCAUCACAGAACCGAUGCUCACCCUCUUCACCCUCUACCUCUCCAUCAUCUACAGCGUACUCUUCGGUCUCCUCCCCGGCUUCACCUACAUCUUCGGCAAAGACGGGUACUACAACUUCUCGCAAACCGGCGUCGGCCUCUGCUUCCUCGCCAUCGAUGUUGGCUUUCUUGCCGCUCUGCCCAUCGUAUUCUGGGUGUACCCGAGGUAUUUGAAAAAGCUGAAGGAGGGUGGCGGGAAGGUUGCCCCUGAGGAGAGGCUUUGGUAUGCGAUUAUCGGAGGCCCUCUUCUUCCCAUCAGCAUCUUCUGGCUCGCCUGGACGCCACCCUCUGGUGUCUCUUUCUGGUGUCCCCUCGUUGCCAGUGGGGUGUUCGGCAUCGCCAGCCUGACCAUCUUCAUCUCCAUCUAUCAGUACACUAUCGAUGCUUACGAGCGGGUGUGUGCCAGCGCGCUGGUGGGCAUGACUAUUUCGAGGUAUAUUGUUGGAGCGAUGAUGGUCCAUGCCGCUAUCCCGAUGAUUCAGCACAUGGGACUUCCCAAAGCCUUGACGGUCUGGGGUGCCCUCGCGGCUGUGAUGGCACCUGUACCAAUGCUGUUUUACUGGAAGGGGCAUGUCUUCCGCGCGAUGAGCAAGAGGGCGACGGAUAUGGGGGCAUAG